This is a messenger RNA of Ornithorhynchus anatinus (platypus), 870 nucleotides long. RefSeq names its product proline and serine rich coiled-coil 1 (gene PSRC1). The record is from RefSeq and is a predicted model, not a curated record. Lineage: Eukaryota; Metazoa; Chordata; Mammalia; Monotremata; Ornithorhynchidae. The transcript has 4 exons. Gene Ontology annotation, cellular component: microtubule cytoskeleton; spindle microtubule; spindle pole. Gene Ontology annotation, molecular function: microtubule binding. Gene Ontology annotation, biological process: mitotic metaphase chromosome alignment. Bases 40 to 870 code for a protein of 276 amino acids.
CUCAGAUCCCAGCUCACUCCAGUUUCUGCCCAGGGGAUAAUGGCAGUCUCGGAGGCAGAUGUGAAGUUCAUCGGAGAUGAAACGCUCGAUUUCAGCAUAUUGCCCUCGCCUCCCAGCAGCGGCAAGGAAGAAGAGGUGCCCGGGUUGGUGCUGAGUCCUAGGAAGCCAGUCUUGGGGGGCCUGACCCCCCAGGGUGACCCGAACCCUGAGGCUCCGGCGCCCCAGGGGUGCGGGCUCAGGCUCAGCUGGGGCCCUGUGAGCCCGGAGAAGCUGGAGGAGAUCCUGGAGGAGGCAAACCAGCUGGCGGCUCAGCUGGAGCAGUGCGCUCUGCAGGAGCAAGAGAAUGCGGCAGAGCCCAAGGGGAGGCAAAGGGCUCAGCCCAGCCCCCGGAGGGAGACUUUUGUGGUGAAGGACAGUCCCGUUCGCGCCCUACUGCCCACCGUGGGCUCCUCGCCCCAGGGCGGCCCCUCUCUCCGGGGGACUCCCUCCCCCAGAGGGGGUCCCUCCCCCGGGGGCCUGGCCUCCCGUCUCCGGAGCAGCGAGAAAAAAGGGUUGGUCAGGAGUCUCCGACCUGCGGCUGGGAAGAGGACCGCCAGCAGCAGGAGGGAGGGGCCCGGCGGACACUCAGGCCCCGCAGGCAGAGGUCCGGCCUCCACCAGCUUCACACGGAGCAGCCCCCCGGCUCGGGGCAGGGGGGGGACCACGGGGAAAGCCGCCCCAGGUGAGGAGGCGAACAGCGGGAAGGGGCUUCGGCCGGAGCUUGUACAACGAGGCUUCCGAGAGGUGGGUGGGAACCUCUGGGUGUGUGUUGGAGUGCAGCCUUCAGAAGGGCAGGGGUACGUCACCGGUGAGCGGGCACGCGACCUAUGA